GCUAAGGGUCUGUUUGGUGAUUGAAAUUGAAGGAAAAGAAACAGCGAGAAAAUGGUAGCCAGAGAAAUUGAAGAACUAAGCGAAGAAGAAAGGAGGGCACUUAGGGGAAGCAAAUUUGCUCCGCUCCCUUGCCUUCCUACUCCUUCUCGUUCUCAACCCAGAUUGGCUCAUCCAGGAGGACCUUUAACGACUAACAAAGCUGCUGCUUUGGCUAAAUUCCUCGAAAGGAAACUCCAAGAUCCCAAUGGCUUGUCUUCGAUCAAUCCUGACCUUCUUGAAUUGGCUGUCAAUAAUGCUAAAGCUACCGUCUUUCAAAGUGGGGCUUCAAAUUUGGGAAGCAUGGUUCGACAUGUAGAUUCCUUUGGUGACUCUGAGGAUUCUUUGGAGGAAGCUAACUUGGAAAAUCCUGAACCGAAAAAAGGUAAGAAGAAGAAGAAAAACAAGAAUAAAAAGGAGAAGAACAAGAACAAGAACAAAAAAAAGAAGGUGGUGGAGGAUCAUGAAUGUAAAUUGAAAAGGCCUAAAAAGAAGGUUAAACUAUGAUCAGGAUUAAUGCUUAUGAUAGGUGCUUUUGCAAAAAAAAAAAUAAAAUUAUU
Molecule: messenger RNA, 596 nt
Organism: Durio zibethinus
Lineage: Eukaryota; Viridiplantae; Streptophyta; Magnoliopsida; Malvales; Malvaceae
Product: E3 ubiquitin-protein ligase
Source: RefSeq, a predicted model, not a curated record